AUGAACUCGUCCUCAUCUCGUAUUCUGGCUAUUAGGUCGCCGUUGCUUGGUCUGGCUAAACUUAUAUUCCUCGGUCUUUAUAAUCUUCCCCUUACGAAGGCGGCACCCGUUCUAACAACCGGCUUUCUCUCCCGUCAAUACCUAUCUGCAUCCGAAUCCCCUCGCGAACCUAGCGAUCCGAGUCUAUGGCUCUAUCUAGGAAUCUCGGCGUUCCUUGUGUUGAGCGGUGGAGCAUUUGCGGGACUUACAAUUGCUUUGAUGGGACAGGAUGAAGUCUAUCUCAGGGUCAUUCAAACCUCUGGCGAAGAAUCCGAAAAGAAGAAUGCCGCCAGUGUUCUCAACCUACUGCAGCGUGGCAAGCAUUGGGUUCUCGUCACCUUGCUGCUAAGUAAUGUUAUAACAAAUGAGACAUUGCCAAUUGUCCUCGAUCGGACUCUUGGAGGUGGAUGGCCUGCCGUACUCGGAAGCACUGCCCUGAUUGUUAUUUUUGGAGAGGUCGUUCCUCAAUCAAUCUGUGUUCGCUACGGUCUACCCAUCGGAGCCUGGAUGGCACCAUGUGUGCUGGUUCUGAUGUACAUUAUGUCACCUGUCGCCUGGCCUGUCGCCAAGCUGCUUGAUAAACUUCUUGGAGAGGAUCACGGCACAGUCUAUAAAAAGAAUGGAUUGAAAACACUCGUCACUUUGCACAAGACACUAGGCAAAGCCGGAGAACAACUGAACUCCGAUGAAGUGACGAUAAUCAGUGCAGUUCUUGACCUCAAGGAAAAAUCGAUCGGAUCAAUUAUGACACCAAUGGAGUAUGUCUUCACCAUGUCCACUGACACCGUAUUGGAUGAACGUACCAUGGAUCACAUCCUCUCCCAGGGAUUUUCUCGCAUCCCAAUCCAUGCUUCGGAUAACCCAAAUAAUUUUGUUGGCAUGCUGCUGGUGAAAAUGCUCAUUACCUACGACCCAGAAGAUUGCAAACUUGUCAGUGACUUUGCGCUAGCAACACUGCCUGAAACUAGACCUGAAACCAGCUGCUUAGAUAUCGUCAACUUCUUCCAAGAAGGCAAAUCUCACAUGGUACUUGUUUCUGAGUAUCCGAGUGAGGAUCGUGGUGCUCUCGGAGUGGUCACCCUUGAAGAUGUCAUUGAAGAAUUGAUCGGUGAAGAAAUUAUCGACGAAUCCGAUGUCUUUAUUGAUGUCCAUAAGGCAAUCAGGCGAAUGGCCCCGCCACCAUCCUUCAUCCGCCGUCGCGAUUCGGUCGAGGCACCUCCUACCCGAUUCCAGUUGCGCACGCAUAACGCCGACAAUGACGGUCUACCUGCAUCUGAGGUAUGGAUCACUGAAAGGAGUAGCAAAGAUCGCAUUCGAGAACAGUUGAGGCAUCUAGGUCCUUCCAAUCUUGCGAGUCGACCCCGAGAAACUCGGUACCAUGCUGUGAAAAUCAAGCGCAACCCCGCUUCACCCUCUAUGUCUCCUUUAAUAGAAGGGCUACAAGCUUACACAGAUACACCACAACUCUCUAUCCCAGAUGUAGUUCGUGAAGAGCAUGAGGGUGAACUGUCUUCUAGUCCGAUCCGCAAAACCAGCAGCAGAGAUGGUAGUGCCACAGAUUUCACUAACUAUGAAGCAACUCGCAGUGGCUACAUCACAGAGCAUGUUGUAGACGUGAAUGGCAUUCAAAAAGUCGUGCUCCAUGCAAGUGGAACAAGUUCUUCCGAGGGAGAAACUCGAAACUCGCCGCCUCAGUCUCCUGUGAAAAAUGAUACCCAGAAAGCUACCAACAAGAAACGUCGCAAUAAGAAGAAGCGUGGGCAGAAAUCUUCUGUUGAUAGACCCACGGAGCAGCUGCCUCUUCUAGAAUCACCAAAUGACAUUCGUGGCGACUAA
Messenger RNA from Penicillium taxi, 1875 nucleotides. Its product is annotated as putative DUF21 and CBS domain protein (Mam3). Bases 1 to 1875 code for a protein of 624 amino acids. The record is from RefSeq and is a predicted model, not a curated record. Gene Ontology annotation, cellular component: intracellular membrane-bounded organelle. Gene Ontology annotation, biological process: magnesium ion homeostasis. The transcript has a single exon. NCBI's taxonomy places the organism in Eukaryota, Fungi, Ascomycota, Eurotiomycetes, Eurotiales, Aspergillaceae.